UGACUCACUUCACCUGCAGCGUUGCCGGACAGGUAGAACAGGUGAGGAGGUGUCGGGUUUCACCGGCUGCUGCCCACAGAGUCCAGACAGAAAGACUCAAAAAGCAGCAUUUCCACCGUAAACACGCUGGAAUUCUAACAACUGAGCAGCAGAACGGGCGGAACCUCCUCAUGGCUCCUAAGUACGACGGGCUGUCCCACUGUAAGCUGGCGCUGGUGUUCGCGGUUCUGAUGGACCUGCUGGGCGUCACCUUCCUGCUGCUGGGCGUCUUCGCUCCACUGGAGAUCCGUGGCCGGGACUUCGGGGACCUGCUGGUCUACUCCGGAGCCCUGCUGGUUCUGUUCUCGCUGGCCGGCUGGGUCAUGUGGUACAGCGGCAACAUCGAAGGUCUGACCUCACGGAAGGAGCUGGGAGGCGCCGUGGGCGGCGCUGUGGACCGACUGGCCCGGUCCCUGAGCCGCAGGAUACGGAUCCCCCGGACCCACAGCAGCCCCACAUAGAACCAGAACCAACCUGAAAGACUCAGAACUGCUGGUACAUGAAGAACUGACCAGAACCACUGCUAUCCUGGAGGACCUCGAUGACAUCUUGACCGCUAUGGACAAUAAACAGUCCUGCAAAUCCACCUUCAUAGACCUGGACAAGGCUUUCGAUUCAGUAGACCGAGUCUCCAGCAUCGGCCUGUCCUCAAGCUGCAUACUGGUUUGCCAGCUACCUUAAUAAUUGUAUACAGCGAGUAAAGUCAGAGAAUUUUAUGUCAGAACCUCUAAGGGUGUACCUCAAGGCUCCAUCUUGGGCCCAACUUUGUUUCCCAUCUACAUAAAUGAUGUGGUCAAAGCUACUGGUGCCUCCCGGAUGCACCUCUAUGCUGAUGACACCAUUAUGUACUCCACUGGCCCAUCACCUCACUCUGCUGCAUGACCUGAAACCUGUCCAAAUAUUACCUGAAACUUGUCCAAAAAUGCAUUGAAACAGGUUCAGAAUGACCUGAAACCUGUCCAAAAAGGCCCAUCACUACUUCACUCGGCUGCAUCUACCCUUCAGCUCAGCCUUACUCCAAUCCAGGAGUCUUUUCAUGACCUUCGCUUGUGCCUCAAUUCCAAGAAAACAAAAUGUCUGCUAUUCAACCAGACAAACAGUGUCUCCAGCCCCCUAAAGAUCACCUGUGCAGAUCUGGAGUUCAUCAACUCCUAUAAGUACCUUGGCCUCUGGCUGGACUCUCUUUCACUCCUCACAUCAACAUUCUACAGGCUAAAAUCAAAUCCACACUUGGGUUUAUUUACCGUAACAAGGUCUCCUUUACAUACUCUCCCAAAAACACUCUUGUGUUUGAGCAGAGUAUGUAAAGUAUGUUCAACUACGGUGAUGUCAUCUAUAAAAUGGCCCCUUAGUGGCCCUUAACAGGCUGGAUGUCUUCCAUCACUCAGCCAUCCGUCUUGCUACUAUUGUGACCUUUAUAAACUGGUGGGUUGUUCUGGCUUCUACUCAUCUACCAGACCCUAUCAUUGAAGACACAUCAGUUCCUCUCCAACCUCCUACAGCCCUCCCAUAACAACGAACACCUGAGGUCCAGUGAUCUCAUAACACUGUCUAUCCCCAACAUUCACACUGUCUUUGGCCGGAAUUCCUUUUGCUUUGCUGCAGCAAUCAAUUGGAAUUCCCUCUAAAAAUGUUUGAAACUGUCAUCGCUUCCAUCACUUUACAUGUUUAAGCAGAAGCUGCAGCAGACUGCUGUACACGCUGCAUUCAUCAAGGCUGUUUUUCAUCUCUGCUUAAACACUUGUGGGUCCUUUUUUGUACAUGUACUGUUUAUUUUGUUAUCUUUCUUCCUGCUGGGGUCUCUUGCCAGGCCAUCAAUGUAAAUGAAAAAUUAUUCUCAACUGAUCCUACCCGGUAAAAUAAAGAAUUAAAUGAAUUAAACCAGGCA
Messenger RNA from Amphiprion ocellaris (clown anemonefish), 1927 nucleotides. Its product is annotated as transmembrane protein 238-like. NCBI's taxonomy places the organism in Eukaryota, Metazoa, Chordata, Actinopteri, Pomacentridae. The transcript is spliced from 2 exons. Bases 171 to 500 code for a protein of 109 amino acids. The record is from RefSeq and is a predicted model, not a curated record.